CGCUGACUUUGAAAGCAAACUCAAAUUCAACGAAAAAGCCACUACGCGUACGAAGCAGUUGGCGGUGUUGGUCAAGACUAGCACGGUUGCAGUUUGUGUGACGACGCUCACCGGAUACUUUGGAAUUCGCGACGAUGGAGAUGCUUCCAAGCGAUGGGGAAUCGGAUGAGGGUCAGGAAGUUGCAAGCGGUCACACUUCCGACCUGGAAUCCCAUUUGAGCCGGGAGACAUCGGAUGAAUCGACAAGCCCUGACUAUUCCGAUACGGCAUACAAGCGAUCCCGGUCCCAGUCCAGUGCGUCCGAAGACACCGACUAUUCGAUCCAAAGUUACCAUUCUGAAUGCGCACUGAACUAUAUGAAAGUAUCCGAUAAGCCCGGAGAAAGGAAGCGAAGUCGAGUGGGCCCUGAGUAUCAGGCGGACAUUCCGGCGUUUAUACCGCCCAGCGAGCGCUUGCCGGCACCACGGCAGGACGCUGAAUCGGACAUCUUUUGGCUCCCGGCGGAGGAUAUACCGGAAGAGUUGCUGCAACAUUACUUAAACUAUGCAAAGGAAAAUCAUGACUACAGCGAGGAGCAUGCGCUGGUGAUGCUGCACCAUCACAAAAAUGAUCUGAAGCGGGCAUGCCAGGAUAUGACCAAUUUUGUACUCAUUCCGGACGAAUGGACCGACGAAGAACGGACACUGUUUAUGAAAGCGUAUUACUUGUACGGCACGGACUUUCACUACUACAAAUGGCUACUUCCUUGGAUACCUGUUCGUAGGCUGGUGAAGUACUAUUACAUGUCAUUUAAAUUUAAUGACCAUGCAGAAAUCGUGUCACUGGCUCAAGCAAUCAACCACGCUCGAUCAGUCAACAAUCAAGCUCAACGAUACAACAAUCAAGCAGCAGCAAGCAACAAUCAAGCACGGGAAGGAGACAACGGUUCGGGAAGGAUCGCCACUAUCAACCAAGGAUUAGAGCUGUCGGACAGGCCUUCGACGAGCCGUGCGGAAAUGAACGGUGGAGGAAUGGCACCAGGUGUCACGAUCGACUACAGCGCAUACCACCAUGAGGACAGCGAUAGCGACUAGAAGGCAUCGGCUGUGCGAGUUGACGUCGUUCGCUGUCGUUCAUCCUGAAAUGCUAUUAGACUAGCAGUGACAAUAUUCAUUUAAUUCAUUCUUCCAAUAACAUUCUUUUCAAAAUCAUGCCACAUGUGUGCUGUACACGGCGCACGGACAUGGUUUAAUAUUUUAUUACUGUUUGCCCAUCUUUUGCAUAAAGAGGUAAUAAAUUGCUCUGUUA
Messenger RNA from Anopheles arabiensis, 1287 nucleotides. Its product is annotated as REST corepressor-like. Gene Ontology annotation, molecular function: transcription corepressor activity. Bases 135 to 1073 code for a protein of 312 amino acids. Gene Ontology annotation, cellular component: histone deacetylase complex; transcription regulator complex. The transcript has 7 exons. The record is from RefSeq and is a predicted model, not a curated record. NCBI's taxonomy places the organism in Eukaryota, Metazoa, Arthropoda, Insecta, Diptera, Culicidae. Gene Ontology annotation, biological process: negative regulation of DNA-templated transcription; regulation of transcription by RNA polymerase II.